This is a messenger RNA of Brassica rapa (field mustard), 3473 nucleotides long. RefSeq lists its product as uncharacterized. The record is from RefSeq and is a predicted model, not a curated record. NCBI's taxonomy places the organism in Eukaryota, Viridiplantae, Streptophyta, Magnoliopsida, Brassicales, Brassicaceae. Gene Ontology annotation, molecular function: zinc ion binding.
GUUGUAUUCGAUGGAGCUCUGUGAGUUUUCAUGGAUGUCGAGUGCUUAUCCCACUUGUUUGAUUUCAUUAUGUUUUCUCUUAUUCCGAGAGAUCAAAACUCUGUUGUUGAUCGUCUUGUGAAGUCAGCUCUUCACUCUCCUUAGUGGUAUCUAUACUAUUAAAAGGGAAGGAUUUCUAAGAAAUCUACUUAUAAAAGGUUGUUGGACCUAUUCAUUAGAAACUUAAUAAAUCUUAUUUAUGUAAAGUUAUCUUUUUAUACAUUAUAUAGUUAGUUAUUUUGGUUGUUCCUAAAUUGAUGCAACUUAAUUAUUUUUCCUAAAUUGAUGCAACAUAAUUAUUUUUUAAUACCAAAAAAAUAUCCGCGCUUCUCAAGCGCGGAUCAAAAUCUAGUUCUGUAUUAAACUUCCUCUUAAAUUAAUGUAGUCCUUGGUUGCUCAAAAAAGAAUCUAAGGUUUUUUCGAAACGUUAUUGUUAACAACUUUUUCCUAGUUACUGUUUGGUGGGCUAGGUUAACAUUAAGAUUAGCAAAAUCCAGCUCAACUUUAAUUUUAUUAAUUAGCUCAUUUUAAUUUGAUCGUAUUGUAUGGAUUUUAGUAAGGUUAAAUCUAUCAAAAGAUCCUAAAAUAGGUUUUAUGACCAAAAUAAAAGAGAAAAUGACACAAAGAACACUAAAUGAAGUUUUCCUCCCCAAACUAGCACUCAGGAUCAGAAUUCACAAAAAUAGGUUUCAUUAAAGGGGCAAUUUACCCUUAUGCCCCCUUCUUUAACUAAUUUAAAAAACAAAUUUGAAAUCAAUUUGUCGCCGUCCUCGUUUCAUCGCUUCUUCUUCUCGUCUCUCCGUCGUCGUCGUCGUCGUCUCUCCGUCGUAUGAUUUUUUCUUAGACUUUUCAGGAUAUGCUUCAUAACCAAGUAUUAUGCCUUACAGAACUACUUGACUUAUGCAGGUUAGUACUGAUCCAGUUAGCUGUAACACUCAAGCUUCUGAUACAUUUGCUUCUACUGUUCCAUUGAAUGCCAAUCCAGCGAUUCUUUCUACUGUGCAGAGUGAAAAACAGAGUCUUCUAUAUGAAGGUGUUUCUACAGUUCCUCUGAAUGCUCUUCCGGAUUUUAGUACUGAUUCAGCUAGCUGUAACAUUCAAGCUUCUGAUACAUUUGCUUCUACUGUUCCAUUGAAUGCCAAUCCAGUGAUUCUUCCUACUGUGCAGAGUGAAAAACAGAGUUUUCUAUAUGAAGGUGUUUCUACAGUUCCUCUGAAUGCUCUUCCGGAUUUUAGCCCUGUCCAUAUUGGACUUUCACCAAACACGAGAGUAGCUGGCGAUAUUAAGGUGAAUAGCUAUUUUAAGACAAAGAGAGAGUUGAUGUUGAGGAUGAAGAAAUGGGCUUUAGAGUGGAAGUUUGAGUACAAGACUGUCUCUUCUAACAAGUCAAGAGUGCUUUUGAGUUGUGUUGAUGAAAAUUGCACGUGGAGGAUGCGUGCUAUCAAGCUACCUGUUUCAGAUUUUUUCGUUGUUAAAAAGUAUGUUCAUGAGCAUACAUGCGAUACAACACACAGGAAAGCCAACCACAGACAAGCAUCUGCAAAGUUGUUGGGUUCUUUGAUUUCCAGCAAUUAUGGAGAAAAAAAGGAAGGUCUCAAACCGAAACAGAUCAUUGAACAGGUCAGGAUGCUGCAUGGUGUUCACAUCAAUUACAAACAAGCUUGGAGAGUGAGAGAAGAAGCUCAGAUUUUGGUUAGAGGGACUCCUGAAGACAGCUAUUACAAUUUGUCUAGGUGGUUGUAUAAAAUCACAGAAACAAACCCUGGUUCCUUGACUUAUCAACAUGUUGAUGCUGCAGGAAAGUUCAAGUAUGCAUUUGUGGCUUUUGGUCCAUCGAUAAGGGGAUUUUCAUUGAUGAGGAGAGUUAUUGCAGUAGAUGGUACAUUUCUGAAGGGAAAAUUCAAUGGGACUUUAUUGGCAGCUUGUGCUCAAGAUGGGAAUUAUCAUCUAUAUCCUCUCGCCUUUGCAGUGGUUGACGCAGAAAACGGCGCCUCUUGGAAAUGGUUCUUUAGAGGUUUGAGCCAGAAGAUCCCGGACGCUUCGGAUCUUGUUUUUGUAUCAGACAGGGCUAACUCCAUUUCUUCAGCGUUGGAGGAUGUAUAUCCCUUAUCUCACCAUGGAAUUUGCAGGAUCCAUCUGCUCCGCAACAUCACUCCUACAUAUGCGAAGACUGGGUUGCUACCUCUGGUGGAAAGCGCUGCUGAUGCCUAUACGUGUCACGAGUUCUGGUUAAUCUUCAAGGACAUAAAGGAUAAAUGUCCUGAAUUGGCUAAGUAUCUGGAAGAGUCUGAUUUUAGGAAGUGGGCACGAAGCUAUGCGCCUGCGAACAGGUAUAAUAUCAUGACUACCAACAUUGCAGAGUCUCUCAAUUCUAUGUUGAAGAUGCCUCGUGAGUUGCCCAUUAUCUCUCUCCUUGAAACUAUCAGAUUGACGAUGACCACUUGGUUUUUUGAGCGACGCGAAGCGGCUGCGAAACAUAAGCACCUGGUUACUCCAAAAGUUGUUCAGAAAUUGGUAUCUAGGUUAGGGGCCGCAAUGUUGUUGAAUGUGUAUCAAGUUGAUCGAAGCGAGUUUGAGGUGAAGAAUGAAACAAUGAAGUUUGUUGUUGACUUGGAGAAGCGGCAUUGCACAUGUAAUGUUUUCGACAUUGACAAGAUCCCCUGCAUCCAUGCCAUCGCUGCUGCUAAGCAUAUCAAGAGAGAUGAAAACCGUUUUGUUGAUGCUUCUCACUUGACAGAAACGUGGGCUAAAGCUUAUGCUGAAAGCAUACAUCCUGGUGGAGAGUUGUCAACGUCCACCUAUCCAGAGAAUAUUGAUGAACUGUCUUGCCCACCUCCAGCUACCAAAAAGAAAAGUGGACGCCCUCCUACAAAGAGAAAGAGAUCCGUUGGCGAGUUUGGGGUUCCUGGAUCUAAAUCUCAGUCCCACAAGUGCAGCAGAUGUGGCACAGGAGGGCACAACAAGAUCACAUGCCAGAGGCCUAUAGGAUGAAGUUCUACAUUUUUACAUUUUUAUCGAUUAUUAUUUGGAUGUUUGGCUAUUUGAUGGUUACAUGAUAUGCACAAGACCAUAUACAUUUUUUCUUUUGGAACCCUAUCCUGAAUAAGUAUGAUUUCUUACAACUUUUGUAAUAUACAACAUUAUCUUUUGAUCUCAUUUCAAUUUUUAGUUUAAACUUCUUUGCUAGAAAAAAACACAGUAAUAUUCAACUAUUCUGGAAUCCCAUCCAACUUUUGUAACAUCCAACUUUUGUAAUAUACAAUGUAUUAUACUAUAAAUUGUAUGGGUAAAUUCAAUUAUGUGGAAGCAACUAACAGAUGAUUCUCCUCAGCCUAGCGGCUAAACCACGAAACCUAUGAUACCGAAACAUUUGAUCGACCCGGGUUCGACUCUCCUACGAGUAAUGGGUGAUUUUUUUUUUUUUGUUCAAACAU